AUGACAUUUGGUGGUUCUCGAGCCGCAAUUGAGAAAUUUGUCAAUAGAUCAACAUAUUUGACAAAUCCUACAGUGACAUCCUUCAAUGAUUUCAUCCUGAUACAAGGCGGACAAGAUGCAAAUCACACCAAAUCGCAGCUCACAUAUAUUCUCGACUUACGGUAUCCAUCAUUGGGUGUGUGGUAUGAGCUGCAAGCGACAUCACUGACGCCUCCAGCAUCAACUAGUUCGGAUACUGCCUUGUAUGCGACGUCGAGAUGGAUUUUGCAUUUUCGAACCGAGAUGAGACAAGAUCAGUACAUUACAUUUGUAGACUGUUUCGAUCCCUAUACAUUUCUAUGGCUUGGCACCAUCACAUCAUUUAAUACAACGACUAAUUCACUCAAAGCGAUACCCUCGGCUCCUACAAGCAAAGAGUCGGACUCUCUACUCAUUCUACCAACCUUAACCUCACCUAUUGCUACACAAAAUGGAUUCAACCCUAGCGAGACAGCAACAAAGGAUCAAGCUGACCAAACCACAUUUUGGAGAUUAGAUGUAUCCAAAUGGCUUUAUAACAAUAUCACUAUUACACCUAUAAUAAUAAAUAAUAUUGACAGAAGUAAGUCAAGUCAACAAAAGAGAGAUGGAAUGCAGACCUCCUCCCAAUCGUAUAAACCUGUCUCGGGAGGCACCGUUACACUGAUUGCCGCAGAUUUGGCGGUUUUUUAUGGAGGGACAGCAACAACAACAGAUCAGCAAGAAAACAUACUAUUUUUUAAUACAACUGAAUUAAAGUUUCUGCCACCACCUGUAUGGCUAUCCACCUCUGAUCCUAUCAUGCAACAAGAGCAAACGUCCAGUACCGACAGCGACAAUAAACUGGCUAUUAUUCUGGGAUCCGUAAUGGGAAGUAUUUUAUUUAUAGCUCUUUGUAUUUUGUUUGUAUGGUGUUGUAUCAGAAGAACGCGCAGCCGUGAAAGGCUAGGGCGUGCUGGUGGCAAGAAACAUAGAAAGGCUCUGUUUCCGUCCAUGUCUAACAAAGAAGUAGCAAAUCCAGGAUUUCAAAAUAAUUCUACUCCAAAUAUGGCUGAGGCAUCAUCCAAGACACAUCCCUAUGUGCUAUCACCUAUCAAAAGUCUAUCACCCAUUGAUUUGUUUCCUGCUGCUGCCACUGCGAAACUAACGCCGGUACAAGAAGAACGCCAACAAGAAAAGCCGCCAUCAAAGAAGCCCAAAACAAGUCGCUUUAUUGAGCAUUUUGAUUACCACUCAUUUUCCCUUGUAAAGCACAAUCAUAACAGUAGUAAUUCACUUGGUAACAUGGUAUAUUCCUCUUCGUCGCCGCAGUUAAAAAUAGCAACAUCCACAGAAGCAGCGGCAGUAGCAUCAAACGAUGGCUCAUCGCAGAAUCAGUUACCCCGAUCAGCAUCAUCGUACGUGUAA
This is a messenger RNA of Mucor velutinosus, 1425 nucleotides long. RefSeq lists its product as uncharacterized. The transcript is spliced from 2 exons. Lineage: Eukaryota; Fungi; Mucoromycota; Mucoromycetes; Mucorales; Mucoraceae. Bases 1 to 1425 code for a protein of 474 amino acids. The record is from RefSeq and is a predicted model, not a curated record.